AUGACCUCGUCAACCUCUGCAGUGGAAAAGUCAGAGUGGCUCAUCCACAUUCCAGACCUCCCUGACGCCAAAGAAAGGAGAGCCGCCGUGUUUCCUCAGCACAUUCAAAGGAUGAAAUCGGACCCUCAGGACUUUUGGGUGUUUGGAGGUGAGACAACUCUGUUUCGCUCCACAAUGACAAUCAUCUCUGAUCAAUAUGAAGGAGCCACUUUGAAGGACCGUGCGAGCCCGGGACAGCCCCCGCAGAUAACCGGCAGCGCCAUGCUGGUUUUUGCCUCCAGGCGGGACGACGUCGUGGCCCGCCUCAAGGAUGAUCCCCUGGUCAAGGAGCGGGUUUGGGAUCUCGAGAAUGCGCAGAUCUAUCCUUUCUUCCGACCCAGGCGAAGUGCUAUUUGA
Molecule: messenger RNA, 396 nt
Organism: Fusarium vanettenii 77-13-4
Lineage: Eukaryota; Fungi; Ascomycota; Sordariomycetes; Hypocreales; Nectriaceae
Exons: 2
Coding region: 1-396 (131 amino acids)
Source: RefSeq, a predicted model, not a curated record